GUCCAAGAGAAACCCUAGCAACAGUUGAUUUAAGGCGGCGCUGCACAGCUUGCUUCAGAACCCAUCGCUCGCAGAUUUCAUCUCUCUGUUAAAGCGAUGUCGUCAGUCGGCGAAUCUGCUUGCUCUUACGCUGCUUUGAUUCUCUAUGAUGAUGGCAUCGCCAUCACCGCUGAGAAGAUUGCGACACUAGUGAAGGCUGCAAAUGUCUCUGUUGAAUCUUAUUGGCCAAGUUUGUUCGCUAAGCUUUUCGAGAAGUGCAACAUUGAGAAUCUCAUAACCAAUGUUGGAGCUGCUGGUGCUGGUGCUCCGGUUGCCGCAGCUGCACCUAUUGCAGCUGGUGGUGGUGGUAGUGCCGCUGCUCCACCUCCUGCUGAGGAAAAGAAGAAGGAAGAGCCAGAGGAAGAGAGUGAUGAUGAUAUGGGAUUCAGUUUGUUUGAUUAGGAGCUCCUUUCAGUGUGUGAUUUGGGCAUUAUGCAAUGAUGGUAGUUGCUGUUAUGAGUUUUAUUGGUUUUGAUAUUUGUCUGUUAAUUAGAAGACAAUGGCUCUUUUUGAAUGAAGUGACGCCGAGUAGUUAUUCCUUUUUGA
Durio zibethinus is the source of this 585-nucleotide messenger RNA. RefSeq lists its product as uncharacterized. Gene Ontology annotation, biological process: translational elongation; cytoplasmic translation. Gene Ontology annotation, molecular function: ribonucleoprotein complex binding; structural constituent of ribosome; protein kinase activator activity. NCBI's taxonomy places the organism in Eukaryota, Viridiplantae, Streptophyta, Magnoliopsida, Malvales, Malvaceae. The record is from RefSeq and is a predicted model, not a curated record. Gene Ontology annotation, cellular component: cytosolic large ribosomal subunit; ribosome.